This is a messenger RNA of Trichechus manatus latirostris (Florida manatee), 2818 nucleotides long. RefSeq names its product leucine rich repeats and death domain containing 1 (gene LRRD1). The coding region runs from base 53 to 2677 and encodes 874 amino acids. Lineage: Eukaryota; Metazoa; Chordata; Mammalia; Sirenia; Trichechidae. Gene Ontology annotation, molecular function: protein binding. The transcript is spliced from 5 exons. The record is from RefSeq and is a predicted model, not a curated record.
UUCAGAGGAAAAAAAUUAAACAUGAAAAUUAAAAUCAAGUUACAAUCUUGUAAUGAUAUCAGACGUAUCCGCAAAUAAGAUGUCUGAAAAGGAGAGUACUUCAGAAGAGCUAGAGGAUGUCACUAGUCAAUUUAGACAAGAAUCUAGAUCACAGUCAACUGAAGAGCCUGGAUUUAUUAAUGAAACAUCAAUUUCAUUAAAUCAAACUUCUGAUAACCUGGAAGAGAAACCUUCUAACCAGAUUUUUGAAACACUUCCUAGGAAGUAUACAUUAGAUUCCACAACUUCCUCUGAAAAUAGGUCUAAGAGAAAUGAAGAACUAAAGAAAAAGCUUCAAUUUUCUGAAAUGAGUACUAGAGAUGGCAGCUCAGAGUCAGAAACAGAAAUUUUACAAAGUCCAUCAUUCUCAAUAACUGAGAUGACUGAAGAAUAUCAGGCUUUCUUUAACCACCUACCUCUUGACACGUUACAGAAAAGUAGUACAAACGUCCCUGAAGAAAAUCAGAAAGAAUCUGACUUAGGGUCAGAUAACUUUACAAUUAACCUUGAGGCCAAAGGUUUACAAGAAUUCCCUUAUGACAUUUUAAAAGUCAAACAUGUGAAGUAUUUAUAUUUAGACAAGAACCAAAUAAAAACUUUUCAGGCAGACUCAAGUGAUCUGUUAGGACUUGAAAUUCUAUCCUUGAAAGAAAAUAAGAUAUUAUCACUUCCAUCUGAAGUUCAUUUACUUCCUAAUUUAAGGAUAUUAAAUGUCAGUCACAACCAAAUAUCACAUAUCCCUAAAGAAAUAUCACAGCUUGAAAAUAUCAGGCAACUCUUUUUUAAUAACAAUUAUAUUGAGAGUUUUCCUCCUGGCUUAGAAAAUCUUGGAAACUUGGAAAUUUUAAAUUUGGCUAAAAAUAAGUUAAGACACAUACCAGAAACUGUAUAUAAUUUGAAAAACUUGAGGAUUCUCAAUUUGGAAUAUAAUCAGUUAACAAUAUUUCCUAAAGCUCUAUGCUUCCUUCCAAAAUUAAUUUCGCUAAACCUUAAUGGAAACCUGAUAGGCAGUUUGCCAAAAGAAAUUAAGGAGCUUAAAAAUUUAGAAAGCCUUUCACUUGAUCACAACAAACUUACCUUUUUGGCCGUGGAAAUAUUUCAGUUGCUCAAAAUGAAAGAACUCCAACUGGCUGACAAUAAAUUAGAAGUUAUUUCAGACAAAAUUGGGAAUUUCAAGGAACUGAGAAUUCUUAUACUGAAUAAAAAUUUAUUGAAAGACAUACCAGAGAAAAUUUCCCACUGUAUGAUGUUGGAAUGCCUAAGUCUUAAUGAUAAUGAAUUAAUAGAACUUCCUAAGAAUAUUCACAAGCUUAAAAAUUUAAGGAAACUCCAUGUAAACAGAAAUAGUAUAUUGAAAAUAACUGAAGACAUCUCACAUCUUAAUAAUAUAUACAGUCUUGAAUUUUCAGGAAAUGUAAUCACAGAUGUUCCCAUUGAAAUAAAAAACUGCAGAAAAAUGACUAAAGUUAAUUUGAGCUAUAACAAAAUAAUGUAUUUUCCAGUGGGACUGUGUGCUUUGGAUUCGCUUUAUUAUUUGAGGUGUAAUGGCAAUUAUAUUUCAAAAAUACCUGUGGACAUAUCUUUCAAUAAACAACUGCUUCAUUUAGAGUUUAAUGAAAACAAACUCCUCAUAUUUUCUGAGCACCUAUGUUCCCUUACUAAUCUUGAGUACCUGGAUAUUGGUAAAAAUCAAAUAAAUAAAAUUCCACCAUUUAUUUCCAAUAUGGUAUCACUCCAUGUACUUAUUUUAUGCCACAAUAAAUUUGAAACGUUCCCUACAGAAUUGUGUGCUCUAGAAAAUUUGCAAGUACUUGAUCUUUCAGAAAAUCAAAUACAGACGAUCCCUUCAGAUAUCUGUAACUUAAAAGGAAUCCAGAAAUUAAACUUUUCAAGCAAUCAAUUUGUAUGUUUUCCUAUUGAAUUGUGUCAUCUUCAGUCACUGGAAGAGCUGAAUAUAAGUCAGAUAAAUGGGAGAAAGUUAACAACACUUCCAGAAGAACUGUCUAAUAUGAUUCAACUUAAAGGACUUGAUAUCUCAAAUAAUGCAAUCAGAGAGAUUCCAAGGAAUAUAGGGGAAUUGAGAAGUUUGGUUAGUUUGAACGCAUGCAACAAUCAAAUAAGUUAUCUGCCACCAUCUUUUCUAUUUUUAAAUGAUCUCCAGCAACUAAACCUGAGUGGAAAUAAUCUGACAGCUCUCCCUAGUGGUAUCUAUAAUCUUUUUUCACUGAAGGAGAUAAAUUUUGAUGACAACCCUUUGCGGAGACCUCCAAUGGAAAUCUGUAAAGGAAAACAGCUGUAUACCAUAGCACGCUAUCUACAGAGGUCAGAUGAAAGAGAUGAGAAAAUCUUAGAGAAGAUCUUCGUAAUAAUUGCCAACCACAUCACUGAAACACAUUUUGAAUUUUUGUGUCAAAAACUCAAUCUGGCAAACUUAGAAACUAAUACCCAGAGCAAUUUUACAUUAAGUGAAAGAGUCCACCAAGCUCUUGAGUUAUGGAAAACAGAAAGUAAUAAUUUGUCACUAUCUGCAACUGCUUUAAGAGACCAGCUGAUCCGGACACUAACUAUGAUAGGAGCUUAUGAAAUUAUAGACAAAAUCACAGCCUUACAACUUUUUACACGUGCAAUUAAAUUCUAAACAGUAGAUGCAUAAUAAAAACAGAACUUAUGAUGUACUUAUAUACUUGGAACUAGAUUUUUUAAAUUAUCUCACUUUAUCAUACAACACUCUCUUUAUGGAUUCCUAAGAGAUUACGACAAUUGAUGGUUACCACUCUAA